Molecule: messenger RNA, 2755 nt
Organism: Haliotis rubra (blacklip abalone)
Lineage: Eukaryota; Metazoa; Mollusca; Gastropoda; Lepetellida; Haliotidae
Exons: 2
Coding region: 198-2186 (662 amino acids)
Molecular function (GO): DNA binding
Source: RefSeq, a predicted model, not a curated record
AAUCCCAAUAUGAAAUUAUGUGUUAUUGAUCAUUUGUGCGUAUGAGAAAGUAUACUUAGAAACAAACGCGUAAUUUUGCCUUUCCGUGUCGUGUUCCAUUUUUCCACGGGUCAUAGUUUUCGUGCACACCGGUCACGCGAGAUGAGAAUAUGGCGAAUACAUUUUGUGCUAAUUUUACAAAGUGAAAAUCACAUCUUAUGGCGAGGAAGAAGGUGAAUCCGGCCAAAGCGAAGAAGACAUCUGGCUCACCAGCGAAGGUUGAGAGUAGAACAUCCAAGUACAGGAACUAUGAUCUUCAGGAUGUGGAGAACGCCUUCAAGGAUGUCAUGGAAAACAAAAUGUCCAUCCGCUCAGCCGCCAUUAAGAAUGGUGUUCCUGCAUCCACCCUCCGAGACCGAGUUCAGGGGAGGAUAAAGGUCAACACUGUUCACUCGGGACCACCCCCGUUCAUGCCGAAAGAAGAUGAAAGGUCCUUCGUGAAACACAUGUUGAGGCUGAAGGCAGUGGGCUAUCGUUACCGCCAGAUUGACAUUGCUGAUGGAGCUGCAGAUUAUGGACAUUACUAUGGUAAGAGGGAUAUUUCUGAAGGACCAAUGAGUCGCGGUUGGAUAAAGAAGUUUGUGGACAGACAGAAGAAGAAGAUCACGUACAUGGAGUAUCACUUCCGUGCAAAAUGUCCUUUCCCGCCUGUAAAUGUACAGAAGAAGUAUUAUGAAGAGCUGGAGUCCAUUCUUGACAAGAACAAUCUGAAGGACCGACCACAUUUAAUAUAUAAUCUAUCUGAAACUGCCCUUACAUUAACCUAUGCAGAUGAGCCUCAUGAACCUGAAGCUACCAUCCUCAGCUGUUUCAAUGCCUUGGGACUAAAGCUCCCUCCUUUCUUUAUCUUCAAGGGAAAGAAACCCAAUGCCAAACUAACCAAAGGGGGACCAGAUGGACUUGGGGCAGUGAUGUCUGAGUCCGGGGCCCCCAACAGUCGAAUCAUGCAACACUACCUCAAGGACCACUUCCUGAAGAACCUUGAAGCAGAUGAAGAGGAUGAAAACACUCAUGUUCUCCUCCUUUAUGAUGGCCAUAGAUCUCGUAUCCUCUUCCCUGUGAUCCGAUGGGCUCUGGAGCAUAGGAUCAUCCUCUUUGUCAUCCCGCCCCAUUGUACAUACACUGUUGAUCCUCACAAUCUUGCCAACUUCAACCCCAUGGACAUAUGUUUCCAUAAGGAAUGUUCCUCCUAUCUUCUGAAGCACCAGGAUAAGACGGUUGACCGGUUCAAUAUCUGUAGAAUUGCCAGCAAGGCUUAUGAGAAAGUGUUCACUACUCCUGCAAUCAUUGCUUCUUAUCAUGAAGCAGGAAUCUAUCCCUACAAACCAAAGAUUCUUCAUCACCUGCCAACAGCAAGGCAUCAAGAAGGCACUCUCAGGAGAAGAAAGAGGAAGCAUGCAAGAGAAAUUAAGAAGGAACCUAAACAGUCUAAGAGGACAAAGGUGUCUAGGGAGGACUUUGAUGAAGAAGAUGAAGACAGCUUGUUCGAAGAAGAGUCAAGUGACUUUGAAGUUGAUUCAGAUAUGGAGGAAGAUGUCUCGGGGCACAUCUCAAGAGCUGCUGAUCGUGAUCACAGUUAUGGGACAUGUAGCAGUAAUCAAGAGAAUGAUGUUGAAAUGGCUUUGGAAGAAGCAUCAGGACAUAGUGAAGUCGCUGACAGACAAACAGUUCUAGUCCAACCCCAUGAAGAAAAAGACUCAAAGACGGGAAUUAGUGAUGUUCCAGUUGGGGAUAUUGUGGAGGAGGUUUGCAUCCAGAGUGGUGAAGUUGCUGUUGCUAGUCAGACACCGGAAUCAGUUAUGAAUAAGAGAGAAAUGGCUGUUGGUGGGGAUCCUGAAUCUGACCCGGGGCUGACGUCAGAAGUGAUUAAGUUAGACACUGACAACAGUGGAGUUCUUGUAACGCCAGCAGGUAGCUCCGGGAAACAUGACUACAUGCUUAUAAGACCUAAGGCAAAACAUGAUGCCCAUUUGAACACAGCAACAGAAGGAUUGCUUGAUCCAGGAGGACAGCUGGUGGACACUCCGAAAGCUUUAGUGAAUGUGGAUGGUCAGGACAUAGUGGUGACAGUUAUUGAAGUAAGUCAGACACUUUAUGAUCAAGUCCUGGCUGGGGGGAGAUGUGGUCCUCACAGAGAGCACAGCUAGCGAGGAAGUGCUCAAGGAGAACACAGUUGGAGAGGAGAUACUCUCUGAGCAAUAUGUAGAAGGUGUUAUUAGCAAGGAAGUCCCCACUGAGGACGUAGUGAGUAAAGACAACUCUAGUGAGGACGUGUUCAACACAGAUGCUCCUACUGAGAACAUAGUCAUAGCUGCUGAGGACACAACCAGGCAGACGGUUCUAAAUGUUAAAUUUCAGACGGAAGAAAAACAGGAACCUGUCACUGAUAGAGUGAAGACUGAACCUGAUUUGGUUUAACUCAAUCACUUUGUAUUUAUUAAAACUGCAGACAUGAUUAUAGUGUUCAGAAGUCAGUAAAUAAUGCUGUCUUUGCAGUGCCCACGGACACUUGAACAGGACCACAUUGAACCUUAUGUAUUGUUUGUGAUGUGUUAAUGAUGAUGGCAACCUUGCCAUCAAACUGUUUAAAUCAAAAUAUGUCAUGACUCGGAGCAUUCUGGGUUUAAACUAGAGUUGGGAGUUGGUUGAAAUCUCACAAUUGAUGAUUGCUUCAUUACCAACGAACAAUCAUCGAAAAAAAUUAAUUAGCAUCAUU